This is a messenger RNA of Bombina bombina (fire-bellied toad), 6476 nucleotides long. RefSeq names its product sphingosine-1-phosphate receptor 5 (gene S1PR5). Gene Ontology annotation, biological process: G protein-coupled receptor signaling pathway. The transcript is spliced from 3 exons. Gene Ontology annotation, molecular function: sphingosine-1-phosphate receptor activity. Gene Ontology annotation, cellular component: membrane. The coding region runs from base 591 to 1736 and encodes 381 amino acids. Lineage: Eukaryota; Metazoa; Chordata; Amphibia; Anura; Bombinatoridae. The record is from RefSeq and is a predicted model, not a curated record.
GGCGGGAGGAGGUCUCAGCGUUAUCCUCUCCAGCUUCAAGCCGGACCCCACACACUCCUCUGGGAAGUUAAAAUCUUGUCUGCUGGAUAUUCUCUCCCUGCCAGGGGUGAAUAUUUCAACCUUUGCAAAUUACUUUACUGUUGCAAGUUACUGCAGCGUCUUCCAUUAAUUUCAGCAAAGCAUAACUCCUUCUGGGAUAUUACCAUCCAGUCAUCAACAGGAUUUCAACAGCAUUAUUGGCUCCUCCACAAACGCUGAUCAUCCUUUAGCAUCAAUUUUUGCUUAAAAUGCUAUAUUUGAGCCAGAAAGCUGGAAGGAGUUUCUUCUAUCAAAAUACUCUGUAAAAAUGGAAACGAGACAACAAUAGUCCUUGGUGCUGACUACUACAGGAAACAAACCAUCAUUUUAGAUGUAAUCCUAUAAACCUAUGAAAUCACUGAUCUAAGAAAAGGUUCACAGACUUAACAUUUGUUCACAUAAUCCCACUUCUGUGGAUGACAUCCCUCAAUUUAGAAAUGCUUUUUUCUCAGAACUGAGCUCCAUACUGGAGUUUAGGAGUAGAAACUGGUCAAAAAGGACGCUGAGACACCAUGGAUCAUCAACAUAGACUGAGUCGGUUUUAUAGGGAGUACCAAAAUAGUAAUAUGAUCGCCCUUCACUACAACUACACAGGAAAGCUAAGUACCAGUAGGUACAAAGGAGGAUUAAAGGCAGAAGCAGUGGUCUUUCUGGUGGUUUGUGUCCUCAUUGUCUUGGAGAAUCUUAUUGUCCUCCUGGCCCUCUGGCGCAAUAAGAAGUUUCAUGCACCUAUGUUUUAUCUUCUUGGAAACCUCACUUUGUCUGACUUGUUGGCAGGGGUGGCUUAUAUGGUCAACAUAGUGAUGUCAGGUGCAAACACCUUACGCCUUACACCCGCAAUGUGGUUUAUAAGAGAAGGUGGUGUAUUUGUUACAUUGACUGCAUCCAUUUUCAGCUUGCUGGCGAUAGCCAUUGAGCGUCAUAUUACCAUGGUCCGUAUGAAGCUCUACAGUGGUGACAAGAAGGGUCGAAUGGCCCUACUCAUUGGGGCAAGUUGGCUGGUGUCCAUAUUUUUGGGUGUAUUACCUAUCUUAGGAUGGAACUGCAUUGAUAAUCUCCCUUCUUGCUCUACUAUCUUGCCAUUGUAUUCCAAGGACUACAUUCUGUUUUGCAUCAGUGUCUUCUUGGCUAUCCUUAUCUCAAUUGUGGUCCUUUACCUUCGAAUCUACAGGAUUGUAAAACUCAAUAGUCAGCGUCUGGGUACCCUUCGUAAGGGAGUACUGAGAAAAUCCCAAAAGUACAUGGCUCUUCUGAAAACUGUUACCAUUGUUGUAGGCACAUUUAUUGUUUGCUGGCUUCCUCUCUUCAUACUCCUUCUUUCUGAUGUCUCUUGUGAAGUUAAUAGUUGCCCAGUUCUUUUUAAAGCUGACUACUUUCUUGGCCUGGCCAUGAUCAACUCCCUACUCAAUCCCAUCAUCUAUACUUUGACAAGUCGGGACAUAAGGAGAGCCAUCUUGAAGCUUGUCUGCUUCCUCUGUAUAGUCACAGAAGAGGGUGAGACUAAACGGCGUUUUGGAAUUCUCCCUGUUUUGGAGAGAAGCACCAGCAGAUCUGAAAAAUCUUCUCAUAAACAAGAAGGACUGGAAACCACAGUGUCUUCUGGAAAUGGAACACCAACUCCAGUGAAGCCUCUGGUGGCAAAAACAGUGGACUAUUAAUAUAUCUUUCGAUCCUUAAUUACCAAAAAUAAUCAGACUUUGCUCUGCUACAAGCAAAGAGCACCUCUAAAUGAUCUAAAGUUCAAUGGAACAACAUAAUAUGUCAUAUUCAUUAAGAAUAUUUGCAAUAUGCUUGCAUUUAGAGAAAUGCUUUCUAGAAAAUCACAAGUUUUGUGAUUACCUUUUUUGUGUAUAUAACCCAGCAUUCUCCAGUAACUCCAAAUCCACUUUUAUAUCAAUACCCACACGAAAACAUCAAUAAUAUGCACCAUGUUUUUCAAAAGCGUUUAACAGAAAAUACCAUGCAUUUAUUGUAAAGAUAGAGAACACACCUAUAUCGAUAUAUAUAAAUCAAUCUUAGCUAUUCAUACAUUCUUUAUCUUUUUACUGAGUUACCAUCGAAAAAAAAAAUUAAAAAUUGUAUAUAGUAAUAUUACAUCUGAAAACUAGAGAGCCAGACCUGCUAGGAGUAGACGUGUGCAUUCGGAUCCUUUGUUAGGAUCCGAAUACGUAAGAAGGCAGCCACUCGUGGCCUUCAGCUCUUUUCGGAGCCAGAUUUCUUCUUCUGAAAGUGCAACACACUUUGAUCUGUUUUGCACAGAUCUUAGUGUGUUGAACUUUCACAAGAAGAAAUUCGGCUCUGAAAAGACCCGAAGGCCACGGCGGCUGCCUUCUUACGCAUUCGGAUCCUAACAAAGAACCUGAAUGCACGCAUCUACUAGAAAGCCAGACAUUAAUAUAUAUAUUUUUGGAUAAAUAUGGGAAAGAAAGAGAUCUGGUAAGCUGUAAACUUUAAGUUGGCUUUCUACACUCAGAAUUUAAUAACACAAAAUAGUAGACUUCAUAGGUUUAACUGUGUAAAGAUUAGUGGCUUUUCAAAGAAAUAUAUAAUAAAAAAAUAUUUUUUUAAAAUAAUUAGUCAGGCUGAAUGUGGUAGCUUAGUGUCACUACUGACAAAGAGCUGUCUGCAGUGGGUAAAGGUUUUGCCACAUUUGUUUGAAGCAGCAAAUGUGGGUUACAGUCAUUCUGUACAAAUGUUGAAUGUUUGACAGUUUUGAAUGUUUUUUUUAUUUAAAGAGCAUGUGGCAUUUGGAACUGUGAAAUUAACAUUUGUGCCGUACAAACUUUUGAUGGUGGAAAUUAAUGCUAAAGGAAUAAUUUAUUUGAACAAAGUAAGUCAUGCGUAUAUUGCAGCUCCAAGCCCAAAUUUCAGAAAGAAUCAUGAAACAGAAUGACUGGUAUAUAGUAUGGCAUAUGAACACUUUAGUUUAAAUACUAAUAAUUUACCCAGGUUCACUCAAAUCUGGCCGGCCACUCCCAGACCUCUUUGUUUAUAUUAUUAUUGUUUAUUAUAUUUUUAAUUUUAGUAAUUAAAGAAAAUAAUUUAUCCUCGGCUUUUCUGAUAAGGCUCAAUUAGGUCUGAUGUUAAAUCUAAUUCAAAUGCAAAAAUUAAAUGCUCCUAUAUUGUCAGAACAUUAUUUUUUUUGCAUUAUUAAUUCUAGUUAACUAUAGGUGCAAUACACUUAGGUAAAGUCAAAUGAAGCAUUGCAUCUUCCCAGCAGGAACGGCAGGAAUUGGUUCUGUGAGCCAAUCAGGAAGUCAAUUUUGCAGCCCUUAUUUGUUAAUUAUAGUCAUAAAGAUAUGUGUUUUUGAAUAACCACAUUGAGUGCUGGGAUUUUUAGUAUGUAUUACUGAGCACUACACUGCAGCCACACAGUUUAAAAUCGCCCCAGAUGUUAAUCUUACUUGUUGAGGAUUCUGGGAAUUAGAUUAAAACAUUUUGGCCUACCUAUAAUGUAAUAUAAAUAAUAAUAUUGUUACAGACCUGUGACAAAUGUUUGCUAGGUCUGAGAUUGUAAACAGAUACUGUAUAAUUUGUGUAUAGUUGUACAUAGAGUACCAUAUUCAUAAUUAAGUUAAAUAUGCAUUAAAUAGACAAUAAAUGUAUCAUUUUGUAAACUGCUUAGUAAUAAUAUCAGUUAACAGGUCUGUUUUUUCCCCCAAGUGCUGUAUUUAAUACCCCAUGUGUGUGCCUGAUUACUUACAUGCCAUUUAGCCUCUUAGGCCCAAGUAUUUUUUUAAGUUAUGACUUACUUUUGUACAUCAGCUUUACCACUUAAAGGGAAAGUACACUGUAAAAUUGUUUUUAUAUUAAUGUAUUUUUAAUGACUUGUUAUACCAGAUGCAAAGUAUAAAAUGUAUAAAAAUUGCAUUUUCAGGUUUAUGAAGUAGCUGGUUUUGUGCCUUUAAACCACUGCCUAUUACAAUGGGUUGAGCUUCAGAUAAUAUCAUAUCUCAUUAUGUUAUCACUUUGUGUACACACACUUGCUUCCUUAUCUUAUAUUUUUCUGGAAAACUAAAGCUCAAUACAUAGAGGGAACAAUGGAAAAUGAUCAUUUUAUUACUUAACUAUCCUGCCCCCCACUUUGAGUUUAAUUUCUUCUGCUGGCUGUGUUCACUUAGGCUAUUCAAUAGCUGAGACUCCAGUAUCAAAACUUUCAGUAUAGUUUGGACACCACAAGCUAAAUCAGCUAUUUCAAAGGCCAAAAUGGGGUAAAUCAGCUACCUGUAAACAAUUUAAUACACUCCAGCAGCAGGUAAAAUGGAUCAUUGGGGGCAAUUUAAAUGUGAGAAGAAUUUUGGAUGAACUGUCCCUUUAAUGUUUUUUUUGGUUGAGGAGUCAUUAGCCAGUGAUGAAAAGGUUGCAGGAGCACACUUUGCUUUCUUUCACUGGUGUAGGUUAUACCAUCAUCUGAAUCAUAAUGUAAAAAAAUGCUUGGGUCUAAGGGGUGGCUGGUAUGUAAGUGAUCAGACACCCAUGGGGAUGUUAAAUGUGUAAUUACUGAAUGUUCUUUGUGGGAAUGAACUAGAGCUAUGCCUUUCUGAUGACUAUGCAGUGCUUACCAAUUGUACGUUUAGGUUUACUGUAUCUUAAAAGUGGUGGUAAAUCCUAGUGUUUCAAAAACAUUAGGAUUUACCAGCACUAAAAAUAAAUAGGACCUUCAGUGAUGUCUUUGUAAAAAAAGUCUGUUAAUCGUGCCUCCUCAAUAAAUUAAAAGGACAGUAUACUGUAAAAUUGUUUUUUCCCUUAAUGUGUUUACAAUUGCUUUUUUUACCAACUGCAGAGUAAAAUAUGUAUGAAAAUUAGCUUUUUAAGGUUUAUUUCUGUAUAUUAAAGCUCUGAUUUUGUGUUUUGAAGCCACAGCCUAAUAAAAUAGGUUGAGCUUGUAGGUAUAAUCAGAUCUCAUUACUGUAUCACAUUGUGCACAUAUACCUGCUUCUUUAUCUUAUAUCUGUCCUUAAAACAAUCACCAAUACUUUGAGAGAACAAUGGAAAAUCAACAUUUUAUUACCUUAUCUCUGCUUUAUCACACUGGGAGUGUAAUUUCUUAUGCUGGCUGUGUUUACAAAGUUUAUUUAUAGCUGGUACGCGCGGCCACAAACUUUCAGAAUAGGUGGGGAUACCACAUGCUAAAUUAACUAUUUCAAAUGCCAAUAUAAGGGUAAAGGAGCUACUUGUAAACAAUUUAAUACACUCCAGCAGGUAAAGUGGAUCAUUGGGAACAAAUUAAAGGGGAGAAAAUUUUUGAGUAAACUGUCCCUUUAAAUGGCUCCGGCCGCCCACCGCACUGCUCUCUUUUUUUCAAUUACGUGAGGUUUCCACCUCUAAGCCAAUAGCUGUGCUAGCUGAUCGGCACUGUUCUGGAUGCUAGCACAGCUAUUGGCUUAGAGGUAGAAAUGUCACCUCAUUGAAAAAAAGACCACUGUGCCGUGGGCGGCCGUAGCCACUUAGUUUAACGAGGAGGCAACAGCACAGAACGGGUACGGUUAGCACACCUUUUUACAGUCAUCACUGAAGCUCCUAUUUAUUUUCAGUUCUGGUAAAUCCUAGCGUUUUUGAAACACGAGGAUUUACCAUACAUAGUCCUCAAAUACUAAAACAAAAUGCAUUUGAAAUAAUCCUGAGUUAAUCUAGUCAUUGCUUGUGAACAUUUUGCGCUGUACAAUAGUGGUGUAUGCUUAUACACAGAUUAUGAACAUGCUUUGCAAUAGAAUGUUGCAUCUUUCUAUAAUAAACAUGUAGCACACUGUGGGCUAGAUUCUAGUCUUGUUGCAAAAGUGAACAUUAAAGGGAUAUGAAACCCACAUAUUUCCUUUCAUGAAACAGAUAGAGCGUGCAAAUUUAAGCAAAUUUCUAAUUUACUCCUAUUAUCAAAUUUUCUUUGUUCUCUUGGUAUCUCUAUGUGAAAAACAGGAAUGCAAGCUUAAGAGUCGGUCCAUUUUUGGGCCACCAAUCUGUAAGUUCUACACAUCGUGCUGAACUAAAAAUGGGCCGGCUCCUACGCUUACAUUCCUGCUUUUUCAAAUAAAGAUACCAAGAGAACGAAGAAAAAUUGAUAAUAGGAGUAAAUUAGAAAGUUGCUUAAAAUUGCAUGCUCUAUCUGACAGAAAAAAAUGGGUUUCAUAUAAAAGCACAACUGCACAGGAAGUCGGUUAGUCAGCAUGCCACAAUGAAGCCAGACAUUUUCUAGCUACAGCAAAGUGUAUCUGCUGAGUUAAAUAUUCUUACCCUCUGAUUAGACACACCAUCUGGAACUAGAGAGAGCUGACUUAUUGAUACCAAUGCCAUCUGCUAAUGUUACUAUGGCGGCACAUACCCAGUCAUUGAAUAAUGCUAAGAUGCGGAAAUACAUUGUAAUAUAAUACAAAGAUAAAUAAAGAAAAUGCUGAGCUUCCUUU